Messenger RNA from Ictalurus furcatus (blue catfish), 1592 nucleotides. RefSeq names its product ankyrin repeat domain 49 (gene ankrd49). Gene Ontology annotation, molecular function: protein binding. The transcript is spliced from 3 exons. NCBI's taxonomy places the organism in Eukaryota, Metazoa, Chordata, Actinopteri, Siluriformes, Ictaluridae. The record is from RefSeq and is a predicted model, not a curated record. The coding region runs from base 181 to 846 and encodes 221 amino acids.
AUCAGUGAGCAGUAGGCGGGAUUUUUUUUGUCCCAAUCCAGGAAGUGGUUGAGAGUGUAUUCCCGAAAUGUAGUUUGUACCAAUACAUCUCAUUUAAAAACAAAGCUAUAGAUUUACCCCGAUAUAUUUUUCAAGCUGUAUGGAAAUUCUCUUAAUACUGUGUUAUAGCACUGACAGGUCAUGGAGUUUCCAGAAGGAUUUGACCAGCUGGAGCUGUUAGAAACCCACGGCCACAUGAUCCCUGUGAGGACGGAGAGCGGCUGGGACGAGGAAGAAGACAGUUAUGAUGAGGAUGAUGAAGGACAGCACAGUGAGGAAUGGUACCAAGAAGAGGAACUCAGACGAAAAGAUAAUCCUGUGGAGCUGAUGCUCUGGGCUGCUGAGAAGAACCGAUUGUCCACAGUGGAGCGUCUGGCUGCGUCCGAUCCGUCCCUCCUUAAUUGCCGUGACGACGACGGUUACACGCCUCUCCACCGUGCGUCGUACAGCGGCCACGCCCUCGUCGUGUCCUUCCUUCUGGAUUCGGGCGCUGACCUACACGCCAGGACGGUGGACGGCUGGACGCCUCUGCACAGCGCCUCCUGCUGGGGACACGUCGCCAUCGCAUCAUGUCUCCUGCGCCGGGGGUCAGAGGUCAACGCCAUGACCAACGGUCAGCUUACACCUCUGCAGCUCGCAGCGGGAAACCCUGCAGCGCUGCAGACCCUCGAGCUUCUGCUGUCUCAGCGCAGCCUGCAGGCGGGACUGAGGAACAGCGCCGGGGAGACGGCGUACGACAUCGCGCUCAGGAAAACAGCCCACUUCGGCCUGUUCGAGAUCGCGGAGCCGUGCAACAACGUCUGCUGAGAUCCAGGUGUACGGUUUUUGGACAAAAUGUGGAGCAGGCAGAAAGCGCGAGAUCGCUGAAAGGUUCUGAAAUCCCCGGAAAUGUUUCUCUGACUGAAGAAUCAUUUUUAUUAAUGAAACUCGCUAUUACUAGAGAUGCAGCGAUACUGAUCCCGGUAUCAAUAAUCCCUGAAUAAGCCCUCAUUUUUACUCAGAAACUGUAAUGAAAGUGAAGUACAAUAUUGCUGUGGGUCGUGUUUACACACAGUCUCGUGACCUAAUGCAUGAUUUACGGAUGAUUUAUUUACACGGGGAAAGGGACAGCGGAAUUCGUCUCGUCUCGUGUGUGGAACAGCAUCUAAACGUCAUGUUCUGAGCGACAAUAACACUAAUAAAGCACUGAGAAAGUCACUUGGACAAUCAAUAAACAACAAACAGGAAGUGAGUUAUUGUGUUUGUUUGUUUGUUCUCUUUUUGUGUUGUUUGAUUGCUCAUGCUGCAUCACAACAAACUCGGAGGAAAGCCCUGUCUGCCCUCUUCCACAUACAUGAGCUCAAAGAUGCCACUGACUGGCUCCUGAUUGACAGGUGAGAGAGAUUAUGCCCCUCCCACCCCGUGGGCCGCUUUGUUCGGUUGAGUCCCGGUCACGGACGGCUGUGACGUCGUCAGGAUUCGAACUUGCGAUGAACUUUUUUUACGAUAGCAGCAUUUACUCGGAGCCUUCUCCCCAUUAACGUAUUUUAUAGUUGUGUAAUAAAUACGGAUCC